GUGGCCUUCCACGACCGCGAGUUGUCGGCGGAGCCUGCAACGAUAAGCCAAGCUUUGCCUACAACUUGCCGAGCAUGGAAGAUGGCAGCAUCCAGCGUGUGAUCAAGGCGAUGACGCCACUGGUCCCACGGAACUACGUGAUCAUGGAGGUCAAGUCCAACCUGGUCAAGGAGGAGCGCAUGGAGAUCCUUCAGCGCUACAACAGCCCCCACUUCAAGAAGACAGCCCUUGUGGUCAUGGGUGAGCCAAGCGAGGAGUUCAAGCAGAAGACGUGGAACCGCAUUCUGGCAGAGAAGCAGUCGAAGGUGGAUGCAGAAUGGAAAGCGAAGAAAGCAGCCAGCCAGCGAGCACGUGAGCUCCAGGAGCUGAGGAAGAAAGCCGAGGAGCAGAGGAGGAAGAAGCUGGAAGAAGCCCGAAAGAAGGAAGAAGAGGCCAAGAAGGCAGAGGGCGGUGAAGAUGCAACUAUGGAAGCCAAAGACGAGGAGGUUAAAGAAGAAAAGCUGGAUGUCAAGGAGGAGGAGGAGAAGGAAGAUGAUGGGCUGGGAGACGAGCCCCCAAAGGCGGAGUUGACCGACGAGGAGAAGAAGAAGUACUUCCGCAACAGGCAGGGUAUUCCGGACUUGGCCCCCACCACGCUGCGGAAGUUCCUGCAGCAGUUCUCCCUCCCGGAGAAGUCGGAGGGCUGGGAUGACAUCAAGUUUGCCUGGGACCAAGCCCAUUCCAGCCGAGACUAUCUGCGGAAGUGGAUUGUCGAGGCCAAGCGCACGACCCUGAUCGAAGAUCCGCAGCCAUCGCAGACUUUCACCACGAAGCACUUGGCUUGGCAGAAGCAGCACAUGGACUUCCAGUCGAAGCAGAAUCUCUGGAAGGCGAAGCCCAAGAAGGACGAGGACGCUGCAUCCAUUGCGGCCAAAGCCAACCUCGAUAUCUUCGCAGUGGAGGAUGUGAAUGACAUCGGCGAUGGCGAACCUUUGUAUGCCCACUUCGAGCCUGUCGACUGGGCUUUGCUAUUCGUCCU
Molecule: messenger RNA, 1018 nt
Organism: Symbiodinium sp. CCMP2456
Lineage: Eukaryota; Dinophyceae; Suessiales; Symbiodiniaceae
Source: the annotation of a GenBank genome assembly